CUGACAAACCGACUUGAAUCAGAAACCAGACAGACUUGCUUGAAGUGUUGAUCGAAUUGGCAUUGGCGUGCCGAGGUUGCAUUGGCGUGCCGAGAGCUGCGGCUCUGCGCUUUGAAUUUUGGAUUGAACUGGUCGCAACGCCACUGAGGAAUCCUACUUUAGGGGCUCGGCAUUAUUCGCCGUGCGGAAAGAAGAGGGGGCUCUUGCCAAGAGAAAAGAUUCUGGUUGAGCUAAGCAGGGGCUCACAGAUAGCACGUCGGCAUGCUUGGAAAUUGGGCAUGCUUGGAUAGGUGUAGGAUAGGUGUAGCGGUAUCCUGACACCACCUCGUUCGAGUGCAAGUUUUGAAAGCACAUAGUCCGCAGAGGCUAUUUGGGAUGUUCUUGGUCAUGAACAUCUGACACAGGAAUUGGGACUGCUAAAAGUCGUGCUCUUGUUUUAGCAGCCAUGGCCGCAGACUUCUGGGCGUCCUAUCAGAGCAAGCAGCUGCUGAGUGUGGAGGAGGUGAGCCGUGUGGCGGAGGAGGACCUCGAGCUUGGGCUCACUUUGCAGGACACGCGCCUCAUCAAGAUCGCCAUGACCACCUACAUGAGGGACCUUGCGCAGCAGGCCAAGCUCAGGCAGCGGGUGGUUGCGACGGCAGUCUGCUACAUGCGCAGGAUGUACGUCAGCAAGAGUCUGUGCGAGUACGACCCUCGCUUGGUCGCCCCCGCGUGCCUCUACCUGGCCAGCAAGGCGGAGGAGAGCGUUGCGCAGGCCAAGCUGCUCGUCUUUUACGCCAAGAAACUUAAGCCCGGCCCCGAGAACGGUGCGUACCAGUUGGAGGUGAAGGACCUGCUGGACAUGGAGCUGCGCGUGCUGGAGGCGCUCGACUUCCGCCUCGUCGUCUACCACCCCUACCGCGCAGCAGUGCAGUACCUGAACGACGCCAAGCUGACUGACGUCAUGCAGACCACGUGGUCGCUGCUGAACGACGUGUACCGCACGGACCUGCCGCUGCUGCACCCGCCCCACGUGGUGGCGCUGGGGUGCAUCCACCUGGCGGCCUUCCUCAAGGACCGCGACGCCAAGCCAUGGCUCGAGGACCUCAAGGCAGACAUGCACGCCGUGCGUGCAGUGCAGAUGGAGUUGCUGGACCAUUACGAGCAGUACGCCAACAUCGACCCCGCACUCACCGCUGCAGCCAUGGCCAAACUGCCCAUACGCACGCGUGCAGCAAGGACGUGAAACACCAGCACGUGUAUGCUCGCACUUUGCUAGAUAUUGCCUUGGCUAACAAACUGGCACUAAAUGUCUGGGCCUUCGACCGUGCAAGGCCGGCCAUUGAAGUGCUUGGAUUCUGCAAAAAAGACCGAAGCUGGGAGAGAUUGUUUUGUCGCGGAAAUUCAUUGUACAUAGACAUUGAGGUCUGGCGGGCAACGCUUGGCUACAGUAAUCAUGAGUUAGUCGAAGAGUUGAAGGCGGCUGGGCCGCAAUGAUCGUCGUUUGAGUUAGCAGGUUUCCCGUCCAUUCGGACUUGGACCCACGGUGUAGUCAUGGACCGUCGGUCGGACGGUGAGCCACAUGCAGCCUGUGCAGCGCUGCUCAUGGCACGCGUGCCUACGCGCCGCAAAUUUGCAGAACAGCGCGAACUUCGGAAGUACCGUACGGCUGCCGGCCGGGGGCUUGCUUAUAAGCUAUAGUAUUAACCAUAUGAUUGAUCCAGUGACAGCAUUAGUAUGUGUACGCAGCGUAUUGUAAUUUAACUAACUAAGUUAAGCAAGUGCAUGACCAGAU
This is a messenger RNA of Klebsormidium nitens, 1774 nucleotides long. Lineage: Eukaryota; Viridiplantae; Streptophyta; Klebsormidiophyceae; Klebsormidiales; Klebsormidiaceae. The record is from the annotation of a GenBank genome assembly.